Messenger RNA from Phytomonas sp. EM1, 6438 nucleotides. The record is from the annotation of a GenBank genome assembly. NCBI's taxonomy places the organism in Eukaryota, Euglenozoa, Kinetoplastea, Trypanosomatida, Trypanosomatidae.
AUGCCACCAGAACGGAGUCUAUGUGCGAAAUGUAAAUCCUAUGACGAGGGUGCGAUUGACCUUGAUGACCGUCAGUGGUACUGCAAUUCAUGCUGGGCUGCACAUGAUAGGGCCAUGUCGAAUCAAAAGUUAAAGAAGAAUGAUUUCAAAGUACAAACAAACGACGUGCUGAAGAUUAGUAAUGCGACUAGAAAUACCGAUGGCUGUAAACAAGUUAAUUCUGAGGGUAUAGGGACGAAGCUCACGGAUGGGGGCGAUACACAGCGAACGGGAGAGUUAAUUGGGAGCAGUCAACAUGCAAAAGUUGACAAGUGGAUGGGUGGCGGAUCCCCCAAAACCUCAGAGGUUAGUGUAAAUAGGAGUGGCCAAGGCGCGAUGAUGGAUGCCGUGGAGGCUGCGUGGAGACGACAGCAUGAUGCUUUUCACAGCUGCACACCUUCUCAGAAUGCCGUACCUUCUGUUUAUUCGACACUCGCGCAAGAUUUUAGUGCUGAAGGAUCGUCACCUACCAGCUUUGUGGCCGCGUGCAUGCAACCACAACAGCCUGUCCGUAUUAUUACGCAUUCUGGUGUCCCUUUAUCACCUCGUGGCGAUCGUGCUGGAGGUACUGGCCAAUUGACGCACCCGAGGCUUCCUAAAGUACCCUUGGAUAUGCUUCUUUCCACCUUAGAUGAUAUUGUGUCACAGGUAUACGUCGUCUUUGAUGAAGAUCUUACAAAGAUAUUGCUCAAUGGGCUUGACCGUGUCACAGCGUGCGAGACAGUCGACCAGCGGGAACUUAUGAAAAUGAGGGUAAUGAACACAUUCCUCGAGACUUUUGGUGACAAACACUAUGACCUCUUACAAUGCAUCUUGUACAAACCACGGGAAGUCUUUUUGCGCUUACUAGAGGGAUUUUGCACCUUGGGGGAUGACGAGAAAGACAACAACUCUAGCACCGGAGGCUCAAAUCCAAUAGGACUCACUGUGCGUUUCGUAAAAAGCGGGGGUAAACAGCGAUCCCAAUGUCAGAGUGUUGCAUUCGACAGUAACGGUAAUAUUGAGAAUCAGCGUUGGCUUCAACACAUGAACAGUCGCUAUCGUGCCUUGCUGGCGGAAUCCGAACUGGAGUUCAUGUUUCGGAAGGAUUUUAGUGUAACUGGCUCUGCUGUUCCUAAGGGAACUACUGUGACGAAGCAAAGCGACUAUGUUCGCAUCCACAUCCCAUCCCUCAACCUUGAAAUGCUCCCACUGGAUAAGCGCAUUUGCGUAGCGACUUCACUGCCAGAGUGGACACAUCCAGCCUUUUUUCCCAUUACUCAUUUGAACACAAUUCAAACAUCUAUAUUUGAAACAGCCUUUCACACCUCACAAAACAUGCUUGUGUGCGCACCAACAGGUGCGGGUAAGACUGUCUGUGCGCUUCUCAUGAUGCUGCGGUGUAUCAGCGAACAUUUUGUAAAUGGUAUCUUAAAUCGUGACUUCAAGAUAAUUUUUGUAGCGCCAAUGAAAGCUCUGGCGCAAGAAAUGGUUGCGAAUUUCUCGCGCCGCAUGGCGCCAUUCAUGAUCAAGGUGCGCGAACUAACGGGAGACAUGCAGUUGACGAAACGUGAGAUAGCGGAAACGCAAGUGAUCGUGACCACUCCAGAAAAGUGGGACGUCAUCACGCGUAAAAGAAGCAAUGAGGAAUUUUUCAAUAAGGUGAAGCUUCUCAUCAUUGAUGAAAUCCACUUACUGAAUGAGGAGCGGGGCCCGGUUCUUGAGGCGAUUGUCGCGCGUACAAUGAGACAAGGAGAGAUGGAUUCAAAUCUCCGCGUGCGUUUGGUUGGGCUGUCUGCAACCUUACCGAACUACAAGGACGUGGCGAAUUUCUUGCACGUCGAUUUAAAGGAUGGUCUCAAAGUGUUCGGUCCCGAGUACCGGCCUGUGCCAUUGGAACAGACCUUCAUCGGUAUGCAAGGCGUGCCUAGUAAGCACAAGGAGAGACGCUUGGAUGAAUUAGCAUAUCAGGAGGUCCUUCAAAAUGUAAUGGAGGGACAUCAAGUUAUGGUUUUUGUGCAUUCACGAAAGCAAACUGUAAACUUAUGCAGGUAUUUUAUGGAGGAAACAAGAGCGCGUGGCAAUGAAAGGUACUUUCGCUACAAUACCGUACUCCCAACAAAUAUUGAAAAAAAAGCCCGCAAUUUGCAGGGUAAGGAUCUCUACACGCUCUUCGAGAGCGGAUUCGGGGCACAUCAUGCUGGGCUCAUUCGGUUCGACCGAACGACCACUGAGGACCUUUUUCGUGAAGGAUACAUUCGGGUGCUCUGCUGCACUAGCACCUUGGCAUGGGGUGUGAACCUCCCAGCGCACACUGUGGUUAUACGUGGGACCCAGCUAUACGACCCGAAACGCGGUGGUCUGGUCUCGAUUUCAGUUCUAGAUGUGAUGCAGAUUUUUGGCCGUGCUGGUCGCCCUCAGUUUGACACCAAAGGUCACGGCAUUAUUAUCUCCGAUGACAAAGAAAUCGGAUAUUUUCUUCGACUUAUUUCUAGUUCGUUGCCGAUUGAGAGCCAGAUGCAAUCCAAGUUGUGGGAUCAUCUCAAUGCGGAGGUAAAUGCGGGAACCAUAUCAUCUAUUGCAGAGGCAUCAUCGUGGCUAGAGUAUACCUAUCUGUGGCAAAGAAUCCGUGUCAAUCCAUUAAUAUAUAACUUGAAGAUAAGCAGCGUACGAAAGGAUCCUGAGCUGAAAGGUACUAGGUACGAAAUUAUUCAUAACGUAUUUUCAGACUUAGCUGUGUCUGGAAUGGUUCGGUACAACCCCGAAAUAGGUUCUGUAGAGUCUACAGAUUUGGGUCGCAUGGCAAGUCACUACUAUCUCACGUAUACAACCGUGAACGUUUUCAAUAAGAUGAUGCGACGACGAGACGGGACCUGGGAAGACUCACUCGAUAUGGGCACUGCCAUGAAUAUAUUGUCAUGCGCUAGCGAAUUUUCGGCACAGCACGUGCGCCAAGAGGAGUUGGAUCAACUUCAGAAGCUGCACCUGCAACUGCCCAGACAGGUGCGUGAGUAUCGCAUCGCUGGCGAAAGCACAGAUGAGACGAGUGUUCAGUGGAAGGUAACGACACUACUUAAGGCGUAUAUUAGCCGUUUGCAUAUUGAGGACCACUCGCUGUCUGCAGACGUGAACUACAUUGCCCAAAAUGCUCCUCGUAUUUCGAGGGCACUUUUUGAGAUUGAGCUGGAACGUGGUCACCCUCUUACCACCUACAUUUUUCUCACUCUGUACAAAUGUUUGGUGCAUCGUUGCUGGGACUUCGACCAUCCACUGCUUCAGUUCACUUCCUGGAUCAAUAGGGUGAAUAUACCAGACGCCGUCUGGGGCUAUUUAAGUAGCCGAAAUCCAAGUAUAUCGACGCUGCAGGAGCUCACACCAAAGGAAAUAGGCGAUAUGGUGCAUAACAUGCGUUGUGGGCGCGAUAUCGCUCUUCUCGUUUCGAAAUUUCCCACAUUGCAGCUACACAUCGACGUCCAGCCCAUUACGAAAUCUAUUCUUCGUGUGAAAGCUACAAUCCAGCCGAAUUUUGAAUGGGGUCGCGAUAUUUCCGGUAAUUCGGAGGUCUUUUGGCUGCUUGUGGAGGAUCAAGACAAUAAUUUUAUUUUUCAUCACGAAUCUGUCGUAAUCACACGCAAGGAGGUGGAGAGCGGGACGCCUCAUGUCGUGAACUUGACUAUUCCAAUUGUGCCUCAGUAUGAUAUGUAUUCGGUCCGUCUGUACAGUGAUCGAUGGAUGGGUUGCCAAGAGGAUUACACUUUUUCAAUUGGUCACUUGCACUUACCAGAGGACACCCAAAUGACGACCAAGUUACUUCCGCUCGCUCCGCUGCGGUUAAGUGUUUUGCCCGAGAAAUAUCAAAAACUCUUUGAGAGCCACCACCAAUUCAAUGCCAUGCAAACACAGGUCUUUCACGUCAUGUAUCAUACAGAUGAAAAUGUCUUUCUGGGCGCCCCUACUGGCAGUGGUAAGACGAUAUCAGCAGAGCUGGCUAUUUUGCGCGUUUUUGAUAAUUUCCGUUCUGGUAAGGUCGUCUACAUUGCGCCACUCAAGGCCCUGGUUAAGGAGCGGCUGCGGGAUUGGCAGCGCCGGAUGCGGCUGAUUGGCAGGUCCGUAGUGGAGCUUUCCGGUGAUGCGACCCCUGACAUUAUCGCCUUGGCCAAAGCAGACAUUUUGUGUACCACUCCAGAGAAAUGGGAUGGUAUUUCGCGUAACUGGCAGGUGCGAAGCUAUGUGACAUCAGUAAAGCUGGUAGUGUUUGACGAAAUCCACAUGCUGGGUACGGACCGCGGUCCGAUCCUAGAGGUGAUCGUAAGCCGUAUGCGGCACAUUGGAUGGAGUCUGAAUGCCCCGAUUCGUUUGGUAGGUCUGUCUACAGCGGUUUCAAAUCCAUCAGAUUUGAGUUCGUGGCUCGGGGUGGUGAAGAAAUGGGCUGUCUUCAACUUUGACCCAUCCGUGCGCCCGGUCCCGAUGCUAGUCCACAUAGCGGGUUAUCACGGAAAGCACUAUUCCCCGCGCAUGGCGACUAUGAACAAGCCUACAUACAAUGCUAUUUGUGAGAAAAGUCCGACUCAGCCGGUAAUCGUCUUUGUUUCGUCCAGGAGACAGACGCGGCGGACAGCUUUGGCUCUUAUUGGGUUUCUCUUGGCAGAAAAUAACACAGCAAAAUGGAUCCAUAUGGAAGUCGACGAGAUCGAAAAGAUGAUUGCAAAGCUGACUGAUCCCUACCUAAAGCACUGUCUACAGUUUGGCGUUGGGAUCCAUCAUGCUGGUUUGUUGGAGAGCGACCGCUCUAUUGUUGAGGAAGCAUUUCUUUCAACCAAAAUUCAGGUUCUGGUUGCGACCUCAACAUUGGCCUGGGGAGUGAACUUUCCUGCCCAUAUGGUUAUCGUGAAGGGAACUGAGUACUACAACGCCAAGACACAUAGCUACGUCGAUUUUCCUAUUACAGACGUUUUGCAAAUGAUCGGGCGUGCGGGAAGACCGCAAUACGACACCGAGGGGGUAGCGCAGGUACUAUGCCACGAGCCGAAGAAAGGAUUUUACAGAAAAUUCUUGUAUGACCCUUUUCCUGUGGAGAGUGCUUUGCACACACAGCUCCAUGUUCAUAUUAACGCCGAAAUUGUUUCUGGCAUAAUCGCAACGCGGCAGGACGCCAUGAAUUACCUUACCUGGACCUACUUAUUCCGCCGUAUCACGCGCAAUCCAUCGUACUAUGGCCUCGAGGACGGUUCUCCCGAGGCGGUUACGACGUUUCUCUCUGACCUAGUGAAGGCUACAUUAGAGGAGCUGGAGGAAUACGGUUGCAUCGAGUUUGGAGACCAGACUGAUGAGAAUGCGAAUCUUAACGCACUGCAACACACGGUUCUUGGCAAGCUGUGCGCGUAUUACUACAUUUCCCAUCGAACCGCAGGCAUGUUUAAUCGCAGGAUUCAGCCCUCCAUCAGUUGUGUUGAGGCUCUACGAAUUCUCUGUGAUGCAGAAGAAUUCAAUGAGUUGCCUGUACGGCACAAUGAAGACAAGCUAAAUAUGGAGCUGGCCAGUGGGCUUCCCUUUCCUGUGUCAGAUGAAGAGGCGGAUAGUCCAAACUUGAAGGCCUUUUUGCUUUUUCAAGCCCAUUUUGAGCGUGCGGAGCUUCCUGUUACCGACUACGUCACAGACCAAAAGUCCGCUACGGAUAACGCAGUGCGUGUGAUUCAGGCCAUGGUUGAUGUAGCCGCGAACAAUGGCCAUCUGUAUGCAUCGUUGCGCUGCAUGACAUUGAUGCAGUGCAUCGUUCAGGGCAUGUGGUGGAACGGCCCCACGUUAUUGCAGAUUCCUAAUGUCACGCUGGAAAUGUUGCCGGCUAUACAAAGCGAGUGUGGUAUAAGUCAAAUAUCUGAGUUGGCCAACAGUCCUCUCGAAACUAUCCAGCGUUUCGAGAAAGUAUUACAGCGCCCUGUCUUCGGUCUCACACCAGACCAAGUGAAUGAGGCGAUGGAGGGGAUACGGGGGCUACCACUUGUGCAAGUUGAUGUCUUUGUGCGUUAUCUUCAGCCCGAGACCACGGGGGCUCAGGAAUUUCGCACAAAUGAUGGGAAUGAUAUUCCUGUGUUUGAAGUUAGUGUGCACCUGGAGCGACUUUCUCACCCUCGAAACUACGUUGUUGCACCUCGUUUCUCAAAGAAUAAGGACGAGCAAUACUGGGUGUGCCUUGGCCAUGAAGCCACAGGUGAGCUUGUGGCUCUUAAACGUGUUAAUCGUCUGAAUCAUAGAAGUGUCACAAAGUUGCGUGUGGAGUGGGACGAGGACUGGUCGAGUGCACCAGUACAACGACUUUUGAGGGGAAAUACCAGAGGUGGGACAAAGCUGAGUGUUUAUGUAGUGUGUGAUUCGUUCGUUGGCAUGGAUCAGCAAUAUACUUUCGAACUUUCCAGACCUUAA